ACAUUGACUUCCAUUAAAACCACAUGUUCUUAUCUCACAGCCUUUACAGUAUAAAACCAUGCAUUCUGUAAUGUAUUUCCCUUUGUAGGCCGAUGCAUGAAAUUAUUGUAUUAUAUUAUGGAGCCGUGUGUGUGUGUGUGUGUGUGUGUGUGUGUGUGUGUGUGUGUGUGUGUGUAAAUCUGUAAGUAAGCGCUGAUCAUUUUAGGGGUGAAAAAAGGGCAUCUUAUUUUUGCCAGUUAUAUUAUGGAGCCGUGUGUGUGUGUGUGUGUGCAUGCUGAUCAUUUUAGGGGUGAAAAAAGGGCAUCUUUUGAAGGAUGCAUUUCAUGUGUCUUUGGAAAGGUGCUUGAAUAAGGUCUCUUGCCUUUGUAAACAAAAACAACUAUUAGUGUGUUUAUGCACCUGGCUCAGAGAAGGAGAAAGACCUGGAGCAAAGAGAAGGAGCCUUUAUCUGCCAGCAAACUGCAGGAUUCAUCUGAAGAUGACAAGUUUCGAGGGGGAGUCUGACACAAAAUGGUCACUGGAGUCCUCCAAUUCUGUGAGUGCCUCUAACCCUUCCUCUGAAAGUGGAGAGGACACUGAAGAUCCUGUCCAUCCUAACAGUGAGUGGACAGCGAAGAAUGGGCAAGUCUGGUCUCUAUCUAAUACUGAAACGCUGCGCUACAUUAAAGCACCGACCGGCAUGAUGCCAGAGCCCACGAGAUAUGCCAUAUCAAGAAUCCACGAUGUGGCAUCCUCUUUCGAACUUUUCUUCACUCCUGACAUGAUCCAGCUGAUUCAGCAAAUGACAAACCUACACUCAAUCUCAGGAUGGAGUGAUGUGGAUGCUCAAGAGAUUCGAGCAUACAUGAGACUUCUCAUCCUGGCAGGUGUGUACCAGUCCAAAGGGGAAUCCAUCUGGAGCCUGUGGGAUGCCCAUAGUGGGAGACCAGUCUUCAGGGCCACCAUGUCCUACAAACGAUUUGAAAUGAUAAGCGCCAGUUUACAACAAAGGCAGGAGACAAUGUUUUUAUUCAUGCACCUCUUCAAAGACACUGCAUCCUUCAAAAGAUGCCCUUUUUUCACCCCUAAAAUGAUCAGUGCUUGCUUACAGAUUAACACAAACUCUCUCUCUCUCUCUCUCUCUCUCUCUCUCUCUCUCUCUCUCUCUCACACACACACAAACACACACACACACGGCUCCAUAAUAUAACUGGCAAAAAUAAGAUGCCCUUUUUUCACCCCUAAAAUGAUCAGCGCUUUCUUACAGAUUUACACAAACUCUCUCACACACAGACACGCACACACACAUGCACGCGCAUACACACACACACACACACACACACACACACACACACACACACACACACAGCUCCAUAAUAUAACUGGCAAAAAUACAAUAAUUUCAUGCAUCGACCUACAAAGGGAAAAUGGUUGAAUCUGGUGGAAUACAGUAGAAAUGUAAAAUAUCACCACCUUUUGUUCUAAAUGAAAUAUUGACUUUACAGAAUGCAUGGUUUUAUACUGUAAAUGCAGUGAGAUAAAAACAUGUGGUUUUAAUGGAAGUCAAUGAGGAAUUUUUGUCCACAAAGGUGUCCAGAGGGAGUAUCUGGCACUACAUAAAAAAUACUAAUGCAAUCAAUCUAUCAGUUUUGUUGAUAAUCUUGUCUGACAUAUCCAAGACUCUAAUCACCACGAAAGCCCCAUUCCCCUACGAUUUAUUUUAUGGAAAAUAAUUGCUGUUUCCAAGAAUUAAAACUUACAUUUAAAAUUUUUUUUAAAAAAAGCAGAAAAACAUAUUGAUAUAUGAUUAUUUAAUAGCAGUUUUUGUGUGCGUGUACAUUUUUGCCACGAAGGUGUCCAAUGUUUGUAAAUUUGAGGAGGGCACAAGGGUUAAAAAGCAGAAAAAAAAUAUUGAUAUAUGAUGAUUUCAUAUCAGUUUUUUGGACAUGUACAUUUUUGCCACGAAGGUGUCCAGAGGGAGUAUCUGACACUACGUAAAAAAUACUAAUGCAAUCAAAUUAAUUUUGUUGCUUAUCUUUGACAUAUCCAAGACUCUAAUCACCACCAAAUCCAUAUUAUUCAUUAUAUGGAAAAAAAAUCAUUUUUUGUGUUUUUUUUGUAAUAAAUAAUGAAAUACUGCAAAUAAAUUUUCUGGCAUUUAAAGGGUUAAAAUCCUGAAAAUGAUUGAAUGUUUGGUAGUUUUGAGCAAGGUAGAAGUUGUUUAAGAGAUUUAUGGAAAAAAA
Molecule: messenger RNA, 2222 nt
Organism: Sander lucioperca (pikeperch)
Lineage: Eukaryota; Metazoa; Chordata; Actinopteri; Perciformes; Percidae
Exons: 3
Coding region: 272-1189 (305 amino acids)
Source: RefSeq, a predicted model, not a curated record